Molecule: messenger RNA, 1607 nt
Organism: Pteronotus mesoamericanus
Lineage: Eukaryota; Metazoa; Chordata; Mammalia; Chiroptera; Mormoopidae
Product: zinc finger protein 664-like
Exons: 1
Coding region: 1-1449 (482 amino acids)
Biological process (GO): regulation of transcription by RNA polymerase II
Cellular component (GO): nucleus
Molecular function (GO): RNA polymerase II cis-regulatory region sequence-specific DNA binding; DNA-binding transcription factor activity, RNA polymerase II-specific
Source: RefSeq, a predicted model, not a curated record
AUGGAAGCAACAAUUGAACAGAAUGUUACUGAAAGAGUGUCACAGGCAAAGGAUCUCAGGGUAGCAUUGUCUUCAGAGAAGAGCCAUCCCUGUGAGAGGUGUGGGCCCGUCUUGAGACAUAUUUUCCACUUGAUUGAGCAUCAGGAAGCACAACACAGCCAGAAACUGCUGAGGUGUGGGGCAUGUGCAAAACGAUUUUAUUUCAGUACAAAGUGUCAGCAGCACCAGGAGUACCAUGUGAGAGAGAAGCCUUUCGUAAGAGGUGUGGACAGCAUGUCACUUGCUAAGAGUGGCAAUUGUAAUGUGUUCCAGGAGCUUUUUCCCUCUAGGGAGGUUGGAUUGGACCUCCUUACCAAGUCAGAGCAUCUCCAACGAGAGGCUACUCAAACUAGGGAAAGGCCGGAUGAAGUCUCAACAUCUAAAGUGAUUGUUCAACAAAAAAAGUAUAACACCCUGAAUGAAUGCAAAAAAGCCAUCAGCUGCAACUCUGCAUAUGCUCAGAAGAAGGGCAUUUCUACUGGAAAACAGUGUUUUGUGUGCCAGGAUUGUGGAAAAUAUUUCACUAGAAUUUCUAAGUUUUGUUAUCAGAGAGUUAAGACUGGACAGAGGCUACAUCAGUGCAAUGAAUGUCGAAAAUCUUUUACUAGGAACCAUUCCCUUUAUGUACAUCAGAGAGUUCCUGCUGGAGAAGGGCUGUAUCAUUGCAGUGAAUGUGGGAAAUCUUUCAACAGAAAGGGUGAACUUCAUUCUCAUCAGAGAGUUCACACUGGAGAAAGGCCUUAUGAGUGCAGUGAAUGUGGGAAAUCUUUCAUCCGAAAGAAUGAACUUCGUUGUCAUCAGACAGUUCACACUGGUGAAAGGCCCUAUCAAUGCAGUGUAUGUGGGAAAUCUUUUAAAAGAAUCUAUAACCUUUAUUGUCAUCAGAGACUUCACACUGGGGAAAGACCUUAUGAAUGCAGGGAAUGUGGGAAAUCUUUCACCAGGAAUGAUUCCCUUCAAGUACAUCAGAGAGUUCACACUGGAGAAAGGCCUUAUGAGUGCAGUAAAUGUAGGAAAUCUUUUUCUAGUAGCUCUGGCCUCUUUUUUCAUCAGAGAGUUCACACAGGGGAAAGGCCUUAUGAAUGUAGUGAAUGUGGGAAAUCUUUUCGGAGUAGCACUGGGCUCCUUAUUCAUCAGCGGGCUCACAAAGGAGAAAGGCCUUAUGAGUGCAGUGAAUGUGGGAAAUCUUUCAUCCAAAAGCAACAACUUCAUCGUCACCAGAGGGUUCACACUGGGGAAAGGCCUCAUGAGUGCAGUCAGUGUGGGAAAUCUUUUCGCCGUAGCACUGGCCUCCGUUAUCAUGAGAGAGUUCACACAGGAGAAAGGCCUUAUAAAUGCAGCGAAUGUGGGAAAUCUUACACCUGUAGCACUGGCCUUCGUUAUCAUCAGAGAGUUCACACAGGACAGUAGCCUUAUAAAUACAGUUAACGUGGGGCAUCUUUUAGCCAAAAUUCUAAUCUUCCUCCACACAUAAGAGUUCACGUGAGGGGAAGGUCUCAGAUGUGUAGGAAAUGUACAAGGGGGUGUGUAUGUGUUAACAAUACUGUAGGGACCUCUUUGAAGCCUUG